GAGCCGGCACAUACGGAAUGCUUCCAGUAUCACAAUUUUAUAAGGUUACACAGCGGCUACCACCCCAGCUGGCAGGCAGGUCCCUGCGUCCACGCCUUCCGUAACGCUGUGUCUGUCUCUGAUCACCCUUCCACCCAGAGGAGAGAGCCACCAGCGGUGCUGUCCUCAGGGUGAAAUCAGCCGGGGACCUCAGACAAGACUGAGCGUAAAGGCUUCCGCCCCGGGCGGCGUGAGUGAGGGUCCUCCGCGCACUAGUUCCACCUGAUGGCCUGUCAUUGUCAGCGCUGGGACAGAACUGAGAUUGGGGACCUGUAAACACGAUUUUGCCACCAUGCUUCCUGCGGUUGCCGUUCUGUGGUUGGUGACGGCGCUGGUCACCGGAGUACCCGCCGAGCUUGUGCCCAGGAUCACAUUCCAGCACGGGGACCCCUCCAGGUCGGUAAAUGUCUUCACCCAGCCCAGCGUCCAGAACUACGACCAGUUCCAGCUCUCAGGGGACCAGGAGACGCUGUAUGUUGGAGCCAGAGACAGAAUUCUAGCUCUCAGCACCAAGGACCCCAUUAAUGUCCAACUACUACGAGAGAUUUACUGGCCGCCCGACGAGGGACAGAUCAGCAACUGUAAGACCAAGGCACGGAAAGAGACGGAGUGCUUUAAUUUCAUCCGCCUGCUUCUCCCUGUAAACGAUACUCACCUGUACACCUGCGGGACCAACGCCUUCAGUCCGCACUGCACGUACAUUGAUUUAAACACGUUUUCUUUGCCAACCAACCACAUGAAUGAGACCGUGGUCACUGACGGGAAAGGUCGCUCACCCUUUGACCCUCGACAUAAACGCACCUCUGUCAUGGCCGAAGGGGAGCUAUAUACUGGAACAAGUUAUAAUUUCUUGGGCAAUGACCCCGUCAUCCUCCGAACCCUCGGCAACAAGACGUCUCUGAAGACGGAAGCGUCCCUGGGCUGGUUGCACUCGGACGCCUCCUUUGUAGGAUCCUUCUACAUCCCAGGCUCCGAGUCGGACGGGAAGGUCUAUUUCUUCUUCGAAGAGACCGCAAAGGAGUUUGAUUUCUUCGACAAGUUGACGGUGUCCCGAGUCGCCCGGGUUUGCAAAAAUGACGUUGGUGGGGAUAAGGUCCUACAGAGGAAAUGGACCACGUUCCUGAAGGCCCAGCUGGUCUGCUCGCACCGCAACAACUUUCCCUUUAACGUCCUGCGCCACGUGGCCUUCCUGUAUCCUGGGGACCCCCAGAAGAGCACUUUCUAUGGGGUGUUCAGCUCUCAGUGGCAGGUGGGUGGUUCCAGCAGCUCCGCCGUCUGCUCCUUCAAACUAAAGGACAUUGAGACGGUUUUCAACGGGAACUACAAGGAGCAGAACAAAGAGAGUUCCAAGUGGACGAGAUACACAGGACCAGUGUCCAAUCCACGGCCCGGCAGUUGCUCCUCAGGGAAAUUCUCAGACACCGACCUCAACUUCAUGAAAGAUCACUUCCUGAUGGAUGAUCAAGUUUCUCCAGUCGGCAAGGACCCCGUGCUUAUCAAACAGAGCGUCAGCUAUACGCAGAUUGCCAUAGACUCUGUCCAGGCCUUACACGGUACCUACACAGUGAUGUACCUGGGCACAGGCACGGGUUCCUUGCACAAGGCCGUCCUGGUGAAAGAUGGCACAGAAUCUCACAUCAUCGAGGAGCUAGAUCUACUGCCAAACUCAGAGCCCAUUGAGACCCUUCAACUGGUUCCCAGCAAGGAAAUCCUAUACGUUGGCUCCACAGCCGGCAUCCUGCAGAUUCCCCUGGCCAACUGCAGCGUCUACAGGACCUGUUUCGAGUGUAUUCUGGCCAGAGACCCUUAUUGCGCCUGGAACUUGCAAAGCCGGGAAUGCCAGAGCACCCCAAAGGAUGGUAACUUAGCUUUCUGGCUGCAGGACAUAGAGACCGGAAACCCGAAUAGCACUUGUCUCAGCCCUACGUCGAAACUAAGAUCUACCCGACCGGGGCCGGACACGGACAACCCCCCAAUGAGAGCUGAGAACUACACGGCCUCUUAUAACACCAUCCUCAAACUGCAGUGUCCGGAGCUGUCUUCCCUGGCCACCUACAGCUGGAAGAGGCUGGGACAAGCCACCGAGAAACAGAUGGUCACCUCCAAGGAAACUCUGAUAGUCAUUGUGAGGAGCGACACUCUGGGGCUGUACGAGUGCUGGGCCAACGAGAAUGGGUUUAAGUACAAAGUGGCUCAGUACUGGGUGAAAGACCCCAACGGGGUUGACGUCAGCCACCGAGGCACCGGUGACGGUAACUUCGGCUUGGAGAAUGACCUGUCCUUCAGCAGCCACGAGCAGAAUUACUACAAACCUUUUGUGGCGGUGACGGUGCUGCUGACAUUGACGCUCUGUGGGGGCUUGUUCCUGACUCUCUACACCUGCCGGGACCGAAUCAAAGUGAAGAGCAAAAUUCAGGGUUGCAGCACCCCAGAGACGGAGAAACUGUCCGCCUCCAAACAGCCGGACAAAACCCCUCUGAAUGGCUUAUACCAAAAUGUUGGCAACUUUGCCCAACCGUGCUGCCCUAUGGGUAGGGCCAACGGGAACAUGGAUGUGGACAAUAAUAGCGUGAACAUGAUGCCCAAUGGGGCGAUGGAGGGAGCUGCUGAUGUCUAAGCUAGGUAGAUCAUUCCUGUUAUAUACCAUUCUCACCUUUCCUGUCCGCCUGCGGUGCAGCAGCCGGUAGCUGUCCCCGGAUGUGCCCGGCACUCAACAGGUUCUACAACAGCUUUGAACUUCACCGUUUGUGGGAAGUUACUUAAAAUUUAAAUUGGGCUGGAGCCUUCUACCUCCGUGGCUGAGAGACACCGCCCCACCCAGCGGGACCAAAUGAAAACUUGUUUUACAAUAAGCCACGACGGGUGAUUGGUCCAAGUAGCCAGAAACCUCUUGCCCCUUGGGUACAUCCUGUCGCCCUUUUUAUAAUGUGAACGCCAUUGUAUAUAGAGAAAUGACAUGAUCACUGCCGGACAGACGGCAGCUGCAGCGGUGCUGUGUCAAACCCAGCACUGGUACCCUCGCCGAGCCAGCGGGAUCUCUGGGUACCCCUCCUGCCACGCUCCACCAGCACACAAGAAGCAUUACUGCCAGGGGGCGGGCUGCCUGUCAUUACGCAGCAAUGACUUCUGCAUGUGUACUACAUGUGACCAAAGUACAAGUGUGUCUAUAGAGUGUGUGUAUACACCGAUCACCCUCCAUACAGUGUACAGUGUGUGUGUAUACACUGAUCAACCUCCAUGCAGUGUACAGUGUGUGUGUGUGUGUGUGUGUGUGUGUAUACACUGAUCAACCUCCAUGCAGUGUACAGUGUGUGUGUGUGUGUGUAUACACUGAUCAACCUCCAUGCAGUGUACAGUGUGUGUGUAUACACCGAUCACCCUCCAUGCAGUGUGUGUGUGUGUAUACACGGAUCACCCUCCAUACAGUGUACAGUGUGUGUGUAUACACCGAUCACCCUCCAUACAGUGUACAGUGUGUGUGUAUACACCGAUCACCAUCCAUACAGUGUACAGUGUGUGUGUGUACACCGAUCACCCUCCAUACAGUGUGUGUGUGUGUGUGUAUACACCGAUCACCCUCCAUACAGUGUGUGUGUGUGUGUACACCGAUCACCCUCCAUACAGUGUACAGUGUGUGUGUAUACACCGAUCACCCUCCAUACAGUGUGUGUGUGUGUGUACACCGAUCACCCUCCAUACAUUGUGUGUGUGUACACCGAUCACCCUCCAUACAGUGUACAGUGUGUGUGUAUACACCGAUCACCCUCCAUACAGUGUGUGUGUGUGUGUGUACACCGAUCACCUUCUGUACAGUGUGUGUGUGUGUGUGUGUGUGUGUGUGUGUGUGUGUGUGUAUACACUGAUCAACCUCCAUGCAGUGUACAGUGUGUGUGUGUGUGUGUGUGUGUGUGUAUACUGAUCAAUCUCCAUGCAGUGUGUGUGUGUGUGUGUAUACACUGAUCAACCUCCAUGCAGUGUACAGUGUGUGUGUGUGUGUAUACACUGAUCAACCUCCAUGCAGUGUACAGUGUGUGUGUGUAUACACUGAUCAACCUCCAUGCAGUGUACAGUGUGUGUGUGUAUACACGGAUCAACCUCCAUGCAGUGUACAGUGUGUGUGUGUAUACAUGUAUCACCCUCCGUGCAGUGUACGUGUGUAUACACGGAUCACCCUCCAUACAGUGUGUGUGUAUAUACACGGAUCACCCUCCAUGCAGUGUACAGUGUAUGUGUGUAUAUACAUGGAUCACCCUCCAUGCAGUGUACAGUGUAUGUGUGUAUAUACACGGAUCACCCCCCAUGCAGUGUACAGUGUGUGUAUAUACACGGAUCACCCUCCAUGCAGUGUACAGUGUGUGUGUAUAUACACGGAUCACCCUCCAUGCAGUGUACGUGUGUAUAUACACGGAUCACCCUCCAUGCAGUGUACAGUGUAUGUGUGUAUAUACACGAAUCACCCUCCAUGCAGUGUACAGUGUGUGUGUAUACACGGAUCACCCUCCAUGCAGUGUACAGUGUGUGUGUGUGUGUAUGUAUAUAUAUAUAUAUAUAUAUAUAUAUAUAUAUAUAUAUAUAUACACGGAUCACCCUCCAUGCAGUGUACAGUGUGUGUAUACAUGGAUCAACCUCCAUGCAGUGUACAGUGUGUGUGUAUAUACACGGAUCACCCUCCAUGCAGUGUACAGUGUGUGUGUGUGUAUACACGGAUCACCCUCCAUGCAGUGUACAGUGUGUGUAUACACGGAUCACCCUCCAUGCAGUGUACAGUGUACGUGUGUGUGUGUGUGUGUGUGUGUGUGUGUCUGUAUAUACACGGAUCACCCUCCAUGCAGUGUACAGUGUGUGUGUGUAUACACGGAUCACCCUCCAUGCAGUGUACAGUGUGUGUGUGUGUGUGUGUGUGUGUAUACACAGAUUACCCUCCAUGCAGUGUACAGCAUACCUCCCAACGUGACCCUCUCCAGGAGGGACAGAAUGCUCUGCUUCUGGACUUCCCUCUUAAUAUAUGAUUGCCCUCACCUGUGGUGAAACACCUUUCUUAUCCAUCAACCUGUUCAAAACAGGUGAAGGCAAUCAUAAAUUGAGAGGGAAGUCCAGAAGCAGAGCAUUCUGUCCCUCCUGGAGAGGGUCAUGUUGGGAGGUAUGGUACAGUGUGUGUGUAUAUACACGGAUCACACUCCAUGCAGUGUACAGUGUGUGUGUGUGUAUAUACACGGAUCACACUCCAUGCAGUGUACAGUGUGUGUAUAUACACGGAUCACCCUCCAUGCAGUGUACAGAGUGUGUGUGUAUAUACACGGAUCACACUCCAUGCAGUGUACAGUGUGUGUAUAUACACGGAUCACCCUCCAUGCAGUGUACAGAGUGUGUGUGUAUAUACACGGAUCACACUCCAUGCAGUGUACAGUGUGUGUAUAUACACGGAUCACCCUCCAUGCAGUGUACAGUGUGUGUGUGUGUGUGUAUAUACACGGAUCACACUCCAUGCAGUGUACAGUGUGUGUGUGUGUAUAUACACGGAUCACACUCCAUGCAGUGUACAGUGUGUGUAUAUACACGGAUCACCCUCCAUGCAGUGUACAGAGUGUGUGUGUAUAUACACGGAUCACACUCCAUGCAGUGUACAGUGUGUGUAUAUACACGGAUCACCCUCCAUGCAGUGUACAGAGUGUGUGUGUAUAUACACGGAUCACACUCCAUGCAGUGUACAGUGUGUGUAUAUACACGGAUCACCCUCCAUGCAGUGUACAGUGUGUGUGUAUAUACACGGAUCACACUCCAUGCAGUGUACAGUGUGUGUAUAUACACGGAUCACCCUCCAUGCAGUGUACAGUGUGUGUAUAUACACGGAUCACCCUCCAUGCAGUGUACAGUGUGUGUGUGUAUACACGGAUCACCCUCCAUGCAGUGUACAGAGUGUGUGUAUUAUCGGUGUAUAGGUGUACAGGUCCCUGUUUGGGAUGCGUUUCCGCAUCUGUCUCCUGUUGUUGCAGUACCGUAUCAGUAUUAUAGGGGGCGCUGUGUGCAUGAAGAGUCGAAGCCAAGUGUGUUUUUGUUUUUUAUUAUUAUUUAUAAAAGAUUAAAUAGAA
This is a messenger RNA of Pseudophryne corroboree (corroboree frog), 6128 nucleotides long. RefSeq names its product semaphorin 4A (gene SEMA4A). Gene Ontology annotation, biological process: negative chemotaxis; negative regulation of axon extension involved in axon guidance; positive regulation of cell migration. Gene Ontology annotation, molecular function: chemorepellent activity; semaphorin receptor binding. Gene Ontology annotation, cellular component: plasma membrane. NCBI's taxonomy places the organism in Eukaryota, Metazoa, Chordata, Amphibia, Anura, Myobatrachidae. The transcript has 15 exons. The coding region runs from base 332 to 2656 and encodes 774 amino acids. The record is from RefSeq and is a predicted model, not a curated record.